Molecule: messenger RNA, 906 nt
Organism: Saxophila tyrrhenica
Lineage: Eukaryota; Fungi; Ascomycota; Dothideomycetes; Mycosphaerellales; Extremaceae
Exons: 3
Coding region: 1-906 (301 amino acids)
Cellular component (GO): cytosol
Molecular function (GO): oxidoreductase activity
Source: RefSeq, a predicted model, not a curated record
AUGGCUGCUCCAUUCCCAUCGCCGACUGGCACCUGGCACACCAAAGAACAGCCUUCAGGCUCGCCCUCUCGACCUGAAGUGUCCGCCAAAGGCAAGAACGUCCUGAUCACUGGUGGGGGAACUGGAAUUGGAGCAGAGACAGCUCGCUACUUUGCUCAGGCUGGUGCACCCAGAAUCGCUCUUCUCGGCCGCAGGAAGCAACCAAUGCUGGACACCAAGGCUUCGCUCCAGAAAGAGUUCCCGAACCUCGACGUCUUCGUGGCAUCGACGGACAUCACAAAGAAAGACGAUGUUGAUAAGGCGUUCGCAGACUUCGUGGGCGCGGGGAAGCUGAAUGUCCUAGUCAGCAAUGCCGCGAUGAUUGGGCCCCAGGAGUCGGUCGGCGAGGCGGACGCUGGCAAGUUUGUUGAUGCCAUCCAGCAGAAUAUCAGCGGAGCCGUGAAUGUGGCCCAGGCAUUCCUUCGCCACGCAACGGAGGAUGCGGUCGUCGUCGAAAUCAAUUCGUCAGCGGCUCAUGUCAACUUUGCUCCCAAGUUCAGUGCAUACAGCGUCGCAAAACUGGCGGUGUUCCGACUUUGGGAUUCACUUGCAUUUGCGAAUCCAGGCUUGAGCGUUUUCCAUGUGCAGCCUGGGAUCGUGAACACUGACAUGAAUAAGGAAGCUGGGGGCGUAGAAGCGAUCGGUUUCGAGGAUCAUGUUUCUCUGCCGGCGAGUUUCAGCCUGUGGCUGGCAAGUCCCGAGGCCCGGUUCUUGAAGAACAAGUAUCUUUGGGCCAAUUGGGACAUUGAAGAGCUGAGGCGGAGGGCGGAGGAGCUCGAGGCGGGUCCGCAGCUCAGCAUUGGGCUCGUCGGCUGGCCAUUUCAGGAUAGAGACUGGAAGGUUCAGCUCGCCCCCGGGAAGUGGUGA